GACUUCGUAGUUCUGCACAAAAACGUGUAAAGGCUUGUCGUAUACCUUACAUCGGGCUGUUCUAGAACCAUCUGUUCUUAAAGGCUUCAUCCUUAUUAGCAGCACUGAGGGUUCACAGUGAAUUCAGUGUCUUCCCUGAGUGCCACCAAAUCACCUUUUCCUCCUGAAAGCUGCAGAACGUGGGUUUGAAUGUCAGAGGAGAUGUCAGGGUGGCCUAGGUCUGUGUGGGAGGAAGGAGCAUCAUCACCACCAUCACUGCAGAGCCCAUUGCUGCUGGGCAGAGCUUUAGGGGUGGUCGCUGGGGAAGCCACUGCCCCGUGGUGCCCGGCCACCUGCGCAGGGUCCCUGCAGAGCCUCCUCAAAGGGGAAUUUGUUGUUUUACCACCCACAGCUCUGCAGUGUGAAGGAGCUGAGCACGUUUUCCCCCACCAAACGCACACUUUAAAAGCAGCCUCUGUUCUUUUACUGCCAUUGAUCCCUCCGUUUGAAAAGAGGAGUUGGCCAGGAUGGCAUCUGCCCAUCCCUGUGUGAUGCUGGGAGCACCGAGCCCUUGUGGAGGGGGGAGAGGAGGAGCUGGGGCAGGAGGAGGCCUUACGAGAUCAUACACUCUUUAAAAUUGAUAUUGUUAUGAAAGACUAUGAUGGAAAACACACGGACUAGGUUAAGAUUGCCCAGCAGACCCUUCUCCAGCACCAGAAACUUCUGCAGCCUUCCCUGUUCUUCUCAUGGGCUCUCAACAGGUGCACACAAACCAACAGUCAGUCCCUACAACUGGUUUAUAUUUCAAGAGGGAUUAAAGCUCUUCUACAAAAAAGUAGUGGAGGGGAGCGAGCACCGGAAUGGUCACGGUGGCCUGAGAGCCCUACGUGCUAACCUUAGCAGAAAAUGCAGGCUGUGAGGGCCAAAGUGGUUGGAAAAUUGCAAGAGGCUGAGAGCUUACAGUGCUGCUGGAGGGCUGGAAGUGUUGGGGUUUUGUGGAGGUGGGCGACCACCCUGCAGUUCCAUCUGCGGGGUGAGAUUGGGUGAAGCUGGGAUGGGUGAAGCUCCAGUGAUGCUGCCAUCGCUUCUGCUGGGUCCUGGGGUGGGACUGUCCUUAUUUCCCCUAAGUCCAAUUUUACAGGGAACAAGCAUGUCUUUCAGACCAGAGUCUGCAAGUUUCUGUACAAAAUACCGGGCUGAGGUACCUUCAGUGUCCUGUGGUGUCCCUUCUCCCUGUUGCUCCCUGCAGUACUUUGGUUUUGUCCCCAGUUGUACCCUCCUGCGUUCUUCACAUCCAGAGAGCCACAUUUGAUGAGUCCAUGGCGCAGGCACUAAAAUAGGUUUAUUUUCAGUGUUAUUGGCUCCUCUUGUGGCAUUUUGCACCUGCGUCUCUGCUGGUGGGGGGUUGUUGGGACGGUCUGUGUGCAGCAGCGAGCACCCACGGAUAAAACUGACUUUCCAGCAGCAGGGAGCGCAGCCCUUUCCUCCCACAGCCCUUCCCCAGCGGGUUUCCUGCUCUCUCUGGAAACCACCCCUCAGUGGGCUGGAAACCUGCUGCCUUCCCAAAAAUACACUGGAGCCCCUGCAGAAAGGCCGUGGAGGUGGGAGCUGCACGGGGUCCUGGCGAUGGACCUCCCCGUCCCGCUGCACGGAGCCAGCUGCACCCACUCCUGGGCAAUACAGAAGCUGAAUCAAAAGAACAUCUUAAUGAGACCUGAGGCUUCUGUGCCCGAGCUUAUGGUGGCUGCCCAGCGUGUGUGUCGUGUUCGCUGUGUCUGAUGUGCCACCUCCCCUCAAUUUAAGAUGUCGGUGAGCCAGCCGCAGUCGGGAAGAGGUAUGCCUUGUUUACGCUGCGGAGGGACGUGCACGGGCUUCGAGCCACAUUCUUGGAGGAAGAUCUGCAAGUCGUGCAAAUGCAGCCAGGAGGAUCACAGCCUGAGCUCGGACCUGGAGGACGACCGGAAAAUCGGGCAGCUGCUGUCGGACUCCAAGUACGUCACGCUCACCGCCCGCGUGAAGGGAGGUGAUGGCAUCCGCAUCUACAAAAGGAACCGCAUGAUCGUCACCAACCCCAUCGUCUCGCGGAAGGACCCCACCUUCGACACCAUCACCUACGAGUGGGCCCCCCCGGGGCUCACCCAGAAGCUGGCCAUGCAGUACAUGGAGCUGCUCCCCAAGAAGAUGCAGCCGGUGGCGGGGACGGAAGGAGCGUACUAUCGCCGGCGGCAGCUGAUGCAGCAGCUCCCGCUGUACGACCAGGACCCGUCCCAGUGCCGCGGCCUCGCCGAGGGCGAGCUGAAGCUGAUGGAAGACUUCGUGAAGAAGUACAAAGCUGAGGCGCUGGGGGUUGGGGAGGUGGCCUUGCCGGGCCAGGGCGGCGGUGGGAAGGAGGAAGGGAAGGCGCAGGACAAGAGCAUCGCUGCCGGGAAACCCUCCGAGUCCACCAACGGGGCCCUGGAGAGCACGCCCGCCGGAGAGCACUACCGCUGCGAGACCUGCAAGCAGGCAGUGCCGGGGGACUGCCCGGUGGUCUACGCCGACAGGGCCGGCUACUCCCGGCAGUGGCACCCGGCCUGCUUCAUCUGCUGCCGCUGCGCCAAGCCCCUCGUCGACCUCAUCUACUUCUGGAAGAGCGGGGCGGCCUGGUGCGGCCGCCACUACUGCGAGAGCCUGCGGCCCCGCUGCGCCGGCUGCGACGAGAUCAUCUUCUCAGAGGACUACCAGCAGGCGGAAGGGAUGGCCUGGCACAAGAAGCACUUUGCCUGCCUGGAGUGCGAGACGCUGCUGACGGGCAAACCCUUCACCCUGGACGCCGCCGGGCUCCUCUGCACAACCUGCAGCAAAAGCAAACGCCUCUGAGCAGGAGCAGCGCCCCCGGGGCACAGCGGGCUCCCCGAGGGCCCCCCAGGACUGGGGUCACUUGAUGAGUACAUCAGAAGGGGAAGGUUAAAAAAAAAUAAUAAUAAAUUAGAGCCUGACUAUUCAGUUGCAAGCAACUCGGUGCCCCCCUGCAUCCCAUCCAGCGUGCAGGAGAAUGUUCCCCUGGGGAGGAGGCACUCGUACUCCUGCGGGACGAGGAGGGACUGAAAAGGAGGUUCUGUGUUGAGCUGGUUUGUAUAGAGUCUCUCCAAGCUUCUUCUGACUAAGAUCUUGCAAUAGUUUUUUGGAAAUAACACAUCUCAACAAUAACUCUUGGCAUACUAAACCCACGGUCACGGUCACAAACGAGGGUGGUUCUUAUUUUUUGAAAUCUGUACUGGAAGUUUACACUAACAGGCUGCUGACAACUGUACUAAGGCAAUGGGUUUGGAGAAUUUGAUUAACCCGGGUGACGGCUUUCUGAAAGCAAAUGAUAUGAAAUUGCAGCAACGUGCAGCUGUAGCUUUCUCCUAAGCGUACAAUAAUGCAAACAUGACGCCUUGGCACACAGGGUUUAAUGCUGGGGCGAUGGGAAGGGUGCAGCUCUGCCCCGGGGCUGCUGCCUGCCUCGGCCCCUGGGAGCUUUAGCCCUGAAACUGGGGUGCAGGUGUGUCCUGGUAGGUCCCCCCACUGCUCCCCGGCCACCAACUGCCUGUUCCUCUGGGCGAACGUCCUUCCACAGAGCGGCAUUGUGCUCCCACCGCGACGCCGGAGGUUGUUAAGCAUUUAAAGCAUGGGCCUUUAUUUCAGCUGGGUUUGACUGAGGAAUUUUAUGGAAAACAGCUUUCCAGCCUAAGCUGUCUGGGAGCCAGGGGGAGGGGGUGCCUGAAAUGCUGCAGUGGCAGUUUUUCCCUGUACUGCAUCACUGACCCCUCCGAGCCAGGGAGCCCUCCCUUCCCCUUGGGGCUGGCAGACCCUCGCCCUGGGCUCUGCCCUGCUCCUCAUCCCGCAGCUCUCCCGUCCCCAUCCCCGUCCUCUCUGGGAUCUGAGAGGGGUGACACCAUCCCAGGAUCCAGCACUGAGUCUCUGCAGGUAGUAUUUGUUCCCUACAUCAAGCGAUGCUUCUGGUAGCCACCGAGAAUAUCAGGUAGUCCAGGCUGGCAGGUGUCUGUGUGCUUGAUCUUUUUUUCUCACAUUAAAUGUCUACAUUUUUUGCCAGAGAACUGGAAUAUGUGUUUUGCAGAGGUGAGUGUGCAAGGAGCUCCCCAUUGCUGGGUUUUCUCUCUGCUGAAGAUGCUGGUUUCUUUCAGGUGUGCUCCACAGGGUGGGCGUUUGCCUCCUUGUGAUAAAGUGACUUCAGAUGAGGGUUGGGGGAAACCAAACGCGCUGGGGGGUUAGAGCCUGCCAGCCAUGGGCCGGGCUCUGCCCCACACGUGGGGGCUGCCCCACGCCGGUGCUGGGGAGGAGCAGGUCAGUCCAUCACCCUGUGUGAGCUGGUGAGACACGUGUGGGGUACGUGGGGUGCCUCUUGGACCCCCCCCCAGCCCUGGGCUCUUGCCUGGUCGAUACUCCUGGAAACCCUGGGGUGUUUAAAGAGAGUCAAUGAAUGGCUGCCGUGGCACAAUCCUGAGGUGAUGGAGGAGUGUCACAGGGUGUCGUGGCACACGUGCUCCUGCGGUCGUUUGUCUGUCUCAGGUUGGUUGGUGGCUGCACUGGGUGCCUGGGGGUGUCACUUGUGGGAGUUCAGUCAGAUGCUGCAGGUCGGGAUGUGCAGAGCUGAUGUUGUGUGAGGAAUAACAAAGCUGCCUUGGAUCAAGCUCUCUGGUUAUCAGUGAAGUGGGAGUGGAAAAUAAAGCCCCGUGCUUAGCUCUA
Messenger RNA from Calidris pugnax (ruff), 4710 nucleotides. RefSeq names its product LIM and cysteine-rich domains 1 (gene LMCD1). The transcript has 6 exons. The record is from RefSeq and is a predicted model, not a curated record. Gene Ontology annotation, molecular function: zinc ion binding. NCBI's taxonomy places the organism in Eukaryota, Metazoa, Chordata, Aves, Charadriiformes, Scolopacidae. Bases 1783 to 2838 code for a protein of 351 amino acids.